Acanthisitta chloris (rifleman) is the source of this 1301-nucleotide messenger RNA. RefSeq names its product pyruvate dehydrogenase (lipoamide) beta (gene PDHB). Gene Ontology annotation, biological process: pyruvate decarboxylation to acetyl-CoA. The annotation marks the transcript as partial. NCBI's taxonomy places the organism in Eukaryota, Metazoa, Chordata, Aves, Passeriformes, Acanthisittidae. Gene Ontology annotation, molecular function: pyruvate dehydrogenase (acetyl-transferring) activity. The transcript has 8 exons. The record is from RefSeq and is a predicted model, not a curated record.
AGCGCGGCGGCUCCGUCCGUGCUCCUGUCCCUGCCCCUGCUCAUCUCGCCUGUCGCUGUCUCGCAGGUGACGGUGCGGGAUGCGCUGAACCAGGCGCUGGAUGAAGAGCUGGAGCGGGAUGAGCGCGUCUUCCUGCUAGGCGAGGAGGUGGCGCAGUACGAUGGAGCCUACAAGAUCUCCAGGGGGCUCUGGAAGAAGUACGGGGACAAGCGAGUGAUCGACACGCCGAUAUCCGAGAUGGGCUUCACGGGAAUCGCUGUCGGUGCUGCUAUGGCAGGAUUGAGACCAGUGUGUGAAUUCAUGACAUUCAACUUCUCCAUGCAAGCCAUUGACCAGGUUAUCAACUCUGCUGCCAAGACCUGCUACAUGUCUGCGGGAUCCAUCGCUGUUCCCAUCGUGUUCCGAGGCCCCAACGGAGCGUCGGCCGGAGUGGCCGCGCAGCACUCGCAGUGCUUUGCAGCCUGGUACGGGCACUGCCCUGGCCUCAAAGUUGUCAGCCCGUGGAGCUCAGAAGAUGCCAAAGGUCUGCUGAAAGCAUCAAUCCGGGAUGACAAUCCAGUUGUGAUGCUGGAAAAUGAAUUACUGUAUGGUGUUCCCUUUGAAAUGUCUGAACAGGCACAGUCAAAGGAAUUUGUUAUUCCCAUUGGAAAAGCUAAAGUAGAAAGGCAAGGAACUCAUGUUACAUUAGUGUCACACUCAAGGCCUGUUGGACACUGCUUGGAAGCAGCUGCUGUACUUGCCAAAGAAGGUGUAGAGUGUGAGGUGAUAAACCUGCGAACCAUCCGCCCGAUGGAUGUGGAAACGGUGGAAGCCAGUGUGAUGAAGACAAACCAUCUGGUGACUGUGGAAGGAGGUUGGCCACAGUUUGGAGUAGGAGCUGAAAUCUGUGCCAGGAUCAUGGAAGGAUCUGCCUUUAACUACCUGGACGCUCCAGCUGUGCGCGUCACCGGUGCCGAUGUCCCCAUGCCUUAUGCCAAGAUCUUGGAGGAUAACUGCAUACCUCAAGUGAAGGAUAUCAUAUUUGCAGUGAAGAAAACUUUGAACAUCUAAGUUGUAAAUAUAUGUUUUAAAGUCCUGCUUUACAAAGCAUUGUUGGUGUUGGGCGAGUUGUAUGCAUAACUUCUGUUGUAUAAGCUACAUGGACUUUUGUACAGUGGGAGAGUCUAGUGACCUCCCAAAAUAUUUAUAUAGGGUUACCCUCUAAGCCACACUUCAUAUAUGCAAUAAUGUGGUAAUGCUUGUUUAUUCAACAGUACAGGUGGGUUAAUGCUGCUGAUUGUGGAGAAAUCCUGUUCCAAGUU